Messenger RNA from Aspergillus saccharolyticus JOP 1030-1, 723 nucleotides. Its product is annotated as SDR family oxidoreductase. Gene Ontology annotation, molecular function: oxidoreductase activity, acting on the CH-OH group of donors, NAD or NADP as acceptor. The record is from RefSeq and is a predicted model, not a curated record. The coding region runs from base 52 to 723 and encodes 223 amino acids. The transcript has a single exon. NCBI's taxonomy places the organism in Eukaryota, Fungi, Ascomycota, Eurotiomycetes, Eurotiales, Aspergillaceae.
CCAACUCUUACACAAUUCCACGCAAAGAUCCUUCACCUUUUACAGAGUACCAUGACUCCAAAAAUUGUCUUAAUUGUCGGGGCUUCGCGAGGAAUUGGGCGCGAGCUCGUAAGACAAUUGAGCGCGGAUUCCAACCUGCAAAUUAUCGCCACCGUUCGCCAACAAACCGACUUUGGUGCUACCAACAUUUCAUACCUCGUCCUCGAUCAAAGUGUCCCGUCCUCCAUCACCCAAGCUGCAUCUCAAGUCCCGGAGAUCGACACCCUCAUUAUCAAUGGUGCUUUCGGCGAGGAAGACCAGCUCCUCACAUGUCCGGACGAGAAGUUUGACAAAUAUCUCGACGUUAAUGUGAAAGGUCCUCUUCGAAUCGUUAAGGCUUUUCUUCCCGCUCUCCUAGCUCGCGAAACAAGACAGAUUGUCUUGACAUCCUCUCUUUGCGGAUCACUACAAAAGCAGAGUGAAUUUGAUCACGGGUCUCUUGGUCCUUAUUCUCUGACCAAGGCUGCUGGCAACAUGAUGAUGAUCCAGCUUCACCAUGAGCUGCGCCAAGAGAAGUUCACCUUGCUCUCAUUCCACCCAGGCUGGGUUGCAACUGAUAUGGGUGGCUCAGGGGGUAUGCCUGUUGAGACCUCUGUUGCUGGAUACGUCAAGGUACUCAAGGAACUCAAGCUGAAAGAUCACCCCCAAUUUAUUGCUUGGGAUGGAACGAUUGUCCCAUGGUAA